GAUGCCUAAAAAUUCCUUAAGUACUAAGAAAAAAGUCUUUAAAAAGAAGCUUACUUCUCCUACAACUAAUAGAAUACGUAGCGGUUCAGUUUAUUCAUAUAUUUCAAAAAAUUUAACACCUAAAGUCAGUAUAAAUCGUGACACUGAUAUUAAACCUAAUCUUGUUGAUGUGUCAACUGGUAUUUCUCAUCAAAAUCUAUUUGAUAUUCAAAGAGAAAAAGUUGAAUUAUUAAAGACAUCAGCUGUAAAUAAUAAUACAAUUAAUAGCAUUAGCUUUGAAGUUUUUAUUGAGGCGUAUGAAGAUGUUAAUCAGUCAUUUCAUAAAAGUGUAAGGCCUGAAGAGACUCUUAAGCAUUUAAAUAACAUAUCUAAUAAUCUACAACGAUGUAUGGAUCUUUUAUGGACCCAUUUAUGCGCAAUACAAAAUUCUACUAUAAAUGCUCGAGAAGAACUAUAUGGAAGAUUGGAUAAGGCAAUUUUCAACAAUGAUAAAAUAACUUUAAAUGGUUCAGAAGAUGAGUUAAAUUCGUGGAAAAUUAACUUAGAACUUGCUGAAUUAGCCGAAGAAAUGGUUAAAGCUGCAAAAAUUACAACAAUUUGCAAACAAGCAAUAACGAGGACAACGGAAAUUGCCGAAAGACUCAAACUAGAAGCUAAUUUAUUAGAACAGAGAAUUAGAAAAGAGCGUAGCUUUCAACUAGAAAGAGAAAAGCGAGCUUUAGAUGAGAGAAAGAAAAAUGAGUUCAAACAAAUCAAAGAAAGACAAUUACAAACAGAAAGAAAAAAUCGUCUAGAGAAUGAAAGAGUGGCGAUACUGAGGAGAAGCGAUUACAAAAUCAACGAAUCUUUUAAUUUUGAAUAUCCCUAUCAGAUUUCAAAUGAAGACGGCUCAACAGAGCUGUGCUGCAUUAUCCGAACUAAUUCGAAAUCCUUCACCGAAGAUUCAAUAAAUGUUAAUCCACUCAACGGUACCUCUUUUCACUACGAACCUAAUGAUGAAUUAAUUAGUAAAUUAGUUCAAUUAGAAAGUAACGAAUCCAACUUAUUGAAUAAAAAUAGUCUUUUCUUAACAAUACCUCAUUAUAUGAAUAGACUUAGCUCUCAAACAAGAGAACCGAUUGUAAAAUUUUUAUCUAAAGAGAAUAAUUGGAGAGAAUUAAAAACGACUGAAGUUUUGAUAGAAUCGAAAAAAGAGCUCAAAUUUGCGCAAAUAGAAUUAAAAGAAUUUGGAACUUAUGCCGUCGUAGCCUGCCUUAAAAGAGAUCAUUUAGUAAUUACAAAAAAAGGAGGCAAAAUUAAAAGUGCUCUUGACCCCCGAUUAACAAUCUUUUCUAAACCGAAUACCUUUCCUGAUAAGGAACAUUUUACAGUUGCUAGUCAAAUUGUUGACAGCAACAGAAUUAACGAAAUGCGGUCAAUAACUUCUUGUGGUCAAGCUGUUUACAAUGUUUCGGCGUUUUACCACUUGCAAUGGGAAAGCCAUAAACUGUUAGAGAAAAUUACAGUUAAUGUUCCAAUCAAUCCAAAUCCAACGAAAGCCAAGAAAAUCGCAAAAGGAUUAAAGCCACACGAGAAGAAAUCUGGCAAGAAGUCAAGACUUAAUGAAGGGGAAGGUGAAAUUUUGUACUUGGUGAAAUCCUUUGGAAGUGGUGACAGAUGGAAAACUGACAGUAUAAAUGUAACAGUGAAAAAAUUGGAUAUUGUUCAAUUCACAACUCAGGAACCCUUACAGAAAUUCAUCAUUAUUCGUAUGAAGGCUAGAUCAAGUGGGGAAGAAGCCUCUAUUGUUGCUGAGACCUUGUAUAAUCUAUUGCAAAAACGCUAUGCUGAAGUCUUUGUUCGACAGCAUAAAGAUAAUCUCAAACAUUUAAUAGUUACAAUAGUGCCCUCUAUGAAAUCGGAUAAAAUGGGCCUUACUUUGAACAACCAUGGUUUUACAGCAGGUGAAGAAGAAUCAAUUGGGGUUGAACUUUUUGAAGAGCAAUUCUACAACUAA
Molecule: messenger RNA, 1996 nt
Organism: Dimorphilus gyrociliatus
Lineage: Eukaryota; Metazoa; Annelida; Polychaeta; Dinophilidae
Source: the annotation of a GenBank genome assembly